Messenger RNA from Rhizophagus irregularis DAOM 181602=DAOM 197198, 405 nucleotides. The record is from RefSeq and is a predicted model, not a curated record. Lineage: Eukaryota; Fungi; Glomeromycota; Glomeromycetes; Glomerales; Glomeraceae.
AUGGCAAAGCAACUAUGUGAGGGUGUUCCGGCAUCAGAACAGUAUCACGUGACUGGCACACAUUAUUGGAAAGCUCUCAACGUCCUCUUUCAAACGACCACAAAACCGCACGAAGCUAAUCACAGGAAGCUAAGAUAUUCUGCCCUAAAGAUCGGCCAGAAAUUAUGCUAUAGUGCCGGCCAAAAUCUGAUCCUCAAAUUAAUUGCGCCACCCGAUUAUUUUUUUACACCAUUUCAGCAACUUAAAAGGCCAGCAAAUGGGCUACACCCUCGACCUCAAAUAUGGCAACCAAAAGGGUUAUAUAGUGGAAAACCCAACUUUACUCCUAUACAAUUGUUAAAAGGCUCCAGAAUGGAAAAACAAACCUCUGCCCUGUUUAGCAACCAAACAGUCACAGACCAGUGA